Molecule: messenger RNA, 2237 nt
Organism: Papilio polytes (common Mormon)
Lineage: Eukaryota; Metazoa; Arthropoda; Insecta; Lepidoptera; Papilionidae
Gene: RhoGAP102A
Product: rho GTPase-activating protein 22
Exons: 13
Biological process (GO): signal transduction
Source: RefSeq, a predicted model, not a curated record
CGCUCCUCCAGCCGCGCCGCCGCCGCCUGGGCGCCUCAGGGCAGCUGUUGCUGGACAGACGGCAGUGGGCGCUGCGUUCGACUUGCCGAUACCUCGUUACUCGCACUCAGCGAGGUGGAGCGGCGCGCGCUGCAACAAGCUGCUCUCGCCCGUCUGCAGCAGAUCAACCUUGGCACCACCAUCAAGAUACCUGAAGAAAAUUCGUCUGCGUCUGUCGCGACGAAGCCAAAGAGAAGACCGUACCUUCUGAAACGGAAGGCGCUCACCACUGGCUUCUUCGACCAGAGCAGAGCUAAAGAUGGGGACAAAGAUAAAGAGACACCGGGCAGUGUAUUCGGUGUGCCGCUGGCGCAGUGCGUCGAGAUGGAGCGGGCGUUGAGAAGACAGCACGGCGGUUCCCGCGCCUCCCUCGCCUCGCUCGGCGCCCUCGAUAAGGGGGAUGAUAGUGAAUCCUGUGAUUCAAGCGAGUGGUGGGCAGGAUUAGAAGAGUCUGGUGGUCCGCGAGUGCCUGGUAUAGUGACUGCCUGCCUGGCACACCUGCGGCGCCAUGGUCUACGCACGCUCGGCCUCUUCAGGGUGUCAGCAUCUAAGAAGAGAGUUAGACAGUUGCGCGAGGAGUGGGAGCGCGCGCAGGAGACGGCGCUGGACUCGGCGGUGUGUCCGCACGACGUGGCCACUCUGCUCAAGGAGUUCCUUAGAGACCUGCCCGACCCGCUGCUCUGCAGAGAUUUGUAUCCUGCGUUUUUACAGACACAGAAGAUCCGCAACCGGCGGCUGCAGUGGGAGGCGCUGCGGCUGGUGGUGCAGCUGCUGCCGGCGGCGCACCGCGACACGCUGAGCGCGCUGCUGGCCUUCCUGGCGCAGCUGGCCGCGCACGCCGCCGACGACGCGCAGCCCGGCAACAAGAUGGACGCCGCCAACAUCGCCACCAUCUUCGCGCCCAACAUCCUGCACAGGAACAAGCCCAACGAGGCCGCCAGCGCGGAGCAGCUGUCGGAGCGCGCGGACGUGAUCAACGUGGUGCGGCAGCUGCUGGAGCGGCAGGCGGAGCUGUGGGCGCUGCCGGCCGAGCUGCUGCACGAGGCCUACAUCCACCUCGCGCACUCCGCGCCCGCGCUGCUGGACUCGCUGCUGCUGCGCCGCGCGGAGUCAGUGCACCUCACUACCUCACACCUCACACCUCACACCUCACACCUCACUACCUCACACCUCACACCUCACUACCUCACAUCUCACACCUCACUACCAUGUGCGGAGGCAGUGGGGGGCGGGGGCGGUGGCGGUGGGGGCGGUGGGGGCGGUGGCGGUGGCGGGGAGUGCGCGGGGGGCGAGGCGCGGCGCGUGUGGUCGCGGGAGCAGUUCCUGCACGGCGCCGCCGCCACUGCUGCCCCUCCCCCAGCGCUGCUGCACGGAGAGAAGUCGUAUUCCCGGACUAGAAGAUCGAGAGACGCGGCGUCAGAGAUCUCAGCAGGCUCCUUGUCCUCGGCCAUGACCGUCAUCACAAGGGUGAGAAGUAGCGAGGAGUGUGUGAGUGGGGUGGGCAGCGCUGCGCCGCGCGCAGACUCCGCGCCGGACUCCAACGACUCCGCCAGCGAUUACAAUGAGGCGGGCGGCGGCGUGUCGGAGGACGAGUGUGUGAUCACGGCGUCGCUGCACAUCCCCGUGUCGCAGGCGCGCCGCCGCUCCGCCUCCUCCUCCUCCUCCGCCAAGCGCGACUCCGCCGUCGGCUCCUCGCCCUCCGCCAGCCUCUCCGGCGCCUCCUCGCCGCCCGCCUCGCCGCCGCCGCACGCCGCGCUCGCCUCACUCGCGUCGCACGCCUCGCCCGCGUCGCACGCCUCGCACGCCUCGCACGCCUCGCUCGCGUCGCAAGCGCGCCCCGACAUCGACCGCCUCGGCGCACUCGCACGAGAACGUAAUACGUCAGACGCGCGCGCGGUUGUACUGCGACAACACGACCAGCACGAGGCGAGCCGGCGUGUGCGGCGUGACGUCACCGUGCGCAGCGACCGCGCGGAGGAGGGGACGCAGCGCGGCGAGCGCGCGGAGGAGAGGACGCAGCGCACGGAGCGCACGGAGGAGAGGACGCAGCGCACAGAGGAAAGGACGCAGACGCAGACGCUGUACAAGCGCGGGGAGCUGAUCUCGAGCGCGCGCUCGCCGCCCGCGUGACACUUAUACAUAAAAAUAUUUAUAUUAUAUUUAUUUUUUUAUUAUUGUAAUACAGUAUUUUACGUGUA